Molecule: messenger RNA, 1371 nt
Organism: Closterium sp. Yama58-4
Lineage: Eukaryota; Viridiplantae; Streptophyta; Zygnematophyceae; Desmidiales; Closteriaceae
Source: the annotation of a GenBank genome assembly
AUGGUCGGUGCGCGUAUCAGCGCGGCCGGGGAGGGGGGCUCCGCGUCGUGGCUGGUGCAAAACGGCGGCGCGACUUGCGACAUCUCCGUCGGCACCCAUAUGCGCGUCCAUCCCCGUGUAUUAAAUCUUAAAUGCCUUCCCUUUUCUGCUCCUCCCUACCUCCCUCAUCCCCGCCCGCCGCGUUUGUCGUAUCUCAGGUGGAUUCCCAGCAGCACGCGGCCCGCGUACGCGUCCACGUGUCCGUACAUCUCGAGCAAGUUCAACUGCGUGCAGAACGGGCGGCCCGACGGUGGUUACCAGCAUCUGUGUUACACAUUGCAUGCCCGCAUGCGGUCCUUGGGUUGGCCUUCCCUUCUGCUCUCGCCCUCUUUCCACCCUCCUUCCGCACUCCUUUCGCGCACCUCCCGCCUCGCCGCUCCCCGCCGUUCCCCACUCCUCGUCGCGCUUGUGUACAGGAAGGACUGUCCUUCCCGCCUUUUCGCCACUCACGCUCUUCCCCCCUCUACCCGCCAUCCCCUUUACCCUUUCCUCUGCAGCUUCUCCCCUCUGCAUUUCGCGCUCAUGUUUCAAGACAAGACGCUCGCGCUCGUGGGCGACUCGAACGCGGAGUACCUGUUCCAGUCGCUGCGCUGCCAGCUCAGCACGGGCCUCGAAACAGAGAGUGUCAAUACGACAACAGCAGGAGCUGAGGCGUUUAGAGUGAUAAGCUCCAACACCCUCGUGCUUCUCGUUGACGCGCCCUUCCUGUCCUACGCUGCUCCUGCCGUUCCCACUCUUCAGUUCAAGUCCAGUGCAUGGAACGUGCACCUGGACGUGCUUCACCCAACUCUCCGCCAAAUCCUGCCAGACGCUCACGCCGUCAUCUUCUCGUCUGGAUCCUGGUUCAUGCCGCCCGCCCGCACAUACUACAAAAACGGCCGCCCGCUCGCCGCCCAGAUCACCGGCCUGCAGGCGCACAGUGCCGUGCUCGGCGCUCUGUCGGACUAUCUGGCUCAGCUUAGGUCGGGCGGCGGAGACCAGGCCUACGCCGUCAGCCACAGCGCCGAAGCUGCGUGGACAGCCUCGGAACGAGCCGCGCUCGCAGGCUCGGGAAUCCAGCUCCUGGACAUUCUAGGCUCGGCGAUGUACCGACCAGAUGGACACGUGGCGACGUAUGGUUCGAAGGGAGGAAUGGGAGCCAUGGAUUGCAGUGGAUGGUGCUUACCGGGAGUGCCAGACGCAUGGGUGGAUAUGUUUUUCCAUCUGUAUGCGAGUCCGACGGGCAUUCAGCAGCUGCUGUUGGGGCUGGGGAAGGUGGUUGGGGCUGGAGCGGUGGGGGAUGUGUGCUGGCAGGUGCCGGGAUCAGCACAAACCAUCGCAGGGUAUUACUAG